Apus apus (common swift) is the source of this 2171-nucleotide messenger RNA. It is a transcript of the gene TACR2, whose product is annotated as tachykinin receptor 2. Gene Ontology annotation, biological process: positive regulation of flagellated sperm motility; G protein-coupled receptor signaling pathway. Lineage: Eukaryota; Metazoa; Chordata; Aves; Apodiformes; Apodidae. Gene Ontology annotation, cellular component: plasma membrane; sperm midpiece. The transcript is spliced from 5 exons. Bases 47 to 1195 code for a protein of 382 amino acids. The record is from RefSeq and is a predicted model, not a curated record. Gene Ontology annotation, molecular function: substance K receptor activity.
AGAUUGCAUUUAAGGCUUAGCAGGAGGAAAAAAACAAAAUCCAACCAUGAGCACACUUUCCAUGCUAAAUGCUAGCAACGUUUCACAGGCUGACUCCCUGGAGGACAGUGGCAAUUGGACAGCAGCAACCCAGUUUACCCAGCCAGGAUGGCAAAUUGCUUUGUGGGCUAUCACCUACUCCUUCAUCAUCAUCACAUCCAUCGUUGGCAACGUCACCAUCAUCUGGAUUAUUCUUGCACACAGGAGAAUGAGGACUGCUACCAACUACUUCAUUGUUAAUCUGGCCCUUUCGGAUUUGCUGAUGGCUGCUUUCAACACCAUCUUCAAUUUUAUUUACGCCAGUCACAACGUCUGGUACUUUGGUGAGGAAUUCUGCAGGUUUCAGAACUGGUUCCCCAUCACCGCCAUGUUUGUGAGCAUUUACUCCAUGACAGCUGUGGCUGCAGAGAGGUACAUGGCGAUAAUUUAUCCCUUCAAGCCCAGGCUCUCUGCUGGAAGCACCAAAGUCAUCAUAGGGAUAAUCUGGCUGGUGGCAUUUGGGCUUGCCUUUCCCCAGUGCUUCUACGCCGAGAUCAUGAUGGACAAUGGAACGAUGAAAUGCAUCGUUGUUUGGCCUGAUGAUGUUGGAUCCAAGCACCAGCUCACGUAUCACAUUGCAGUGAUCGUGUUGAUUUAUUUACUGCCUUUACUGGUGAUGUUUGUUGCAUACAGCAUUAUAGGAAUCACCCUGUGGAGCAGUGCAGUCCCAGGCAACCACCUUAACAGAGUCCGCUACCAACACCAAAUUAAUGCCAAAAAAAAGUUUGUGAAGACCAUGGUAGUAGUUGUGAUCAUUUUUGCUGUCUGCUGGCUGCCCUAUCACAUAUACUUCAUCCUGGGGAGCUUCAAGGAAGACAUUUACCAGCAGAAGUACAUUCAGCAGGUUUAUCUCGCAAUCUUUCUCCUUGCCAUGAGUUCAACAAUGUACAACCCCAUCAUCUACUGCUGCCUGAACCAAAGGUUUCGUUCUGGCUUCAAAUUAGCCUUCCGGUGGUGCCCGUGCAUUAAAGCAACUGAGAGAGACAAACUUAAACUUACGUCCCCAACUUUUUACCAGACAAGCCACAGGAAGUCAAGAACAACAAGUUUCGACACAGAAACUCAACUCAAUGAGAAAGAGAAGACAUCCUUUACCCUCACCCAGCUGACACUUUGAUCUUCUCCUUGCGGUUCUGGCUCUAUCCUAAUACACCACUUCAAGGCAGCAGAUUCGUGGAAGCCUAAGACAGGUCUUUUUUUCUGCAGCACCUGUUUUCUACAGGUCUUUUUUGAGGUGCCAUCAGCAUUGAAAACAGUCUGCUGAUGACACUUCUGUCCAUGUAGGUCCAAACAGCAGCCAGCUAUUCAGCCCUCCCUCACAACAACAACUGCCAUAUAGAACAGAGAAAUUUUGCCCAUGAGGUCAAAAAAGCAGCAAAGCUGACCUCAAGCAGUGCCAAUCAGAAGCAUAUCAAUUAAUCUCUUCCAGAUAGUGAUCGCCUGCUCUCUGUUCCUCCAAGACACUUGCUUCUGGAAAACAGGUGAUGGAGCAGAAAGGCUGGGGCACAUCUGGCCCAGUCUGGAUGGACCCCAGGGGCUGUAUGGGCAGCUCAUUCUCGUGGCUCAGCAGCGCCAAGGCAGACAAGGCUGUGGAAAAGAGCUUGUUUACCACAAAUACUAACACGUCCAGAAUGGAAAGCGUGCCCUGAAUUUUUUCUGAUUUCAAGGAUUUUCAGACCUGCAAUUUCACAUGCAUCAUCUCUCAUCAAUUAACAGCAAGAAACAGUUCCUUCAGAUGUCACAGCAUGGAUUUCUAUAACCAUGUACCAAAAUACAAUGUCAUUUUCCUAUUCAACUGUGCCCGAGGGAUUCCUCCAACUUCACAUCAUUAAUUGUGGCACCCAAUUUGGAGAGCAAGGCUCUCUGAAGGAUUGGUAGCCAGGUAUGGGAUGCUCAUGGUCAGGUCUCAUGGAUCCAAUUCUGAAUCCAUUUCCUUUACCUCCUCUUAGUCCUAACUGCAGUCUGACCCAUCACUGUCUUUUCCUAGACAGUCCAUCUUCCCUUUCUGUACUUACCGCAUUUUUAGCAUCAAUGUUCUUCUCUUCUCAGAUAUGAAAAUAAAAGCUGAAAUAUGUCACCUUCAAAGCCUGAGG